AUGCCUUUUUACGCGCAGGAACAUGUAUUCUUCCCCACGAAAGAUAUCCUGUCAUGGAUGUAUGAUUCCCCACUGUUUGAACAGGACAGACCGAUAUACAUUGAUGCUGCGACCCCAACACACCAUAUAACCGUCGCAUGCGCCUACCUUCUGAUCCGUCAACUCAUCGCCGGCUUUAAACAUGCGGGGAUUUGUGCCGGCGAUGUCGUGCUAGUGCAUGCUUCCAACUCGAUCUACUAUCCCAUGAUUGUCUUGGGUAUCAUAGGUGCUGGAGCAAUCUACACAGGCACGAAUCCGGGGUACACGAGGUGGGAGAUUGAACAUGCGUUGAGAAGUAGUGGAGCGAAGAUGGUGAUUUGCGAUGAGGAGGUACUGAGUAAUGGGAUGACUGUGGCUGCGGAAGCCUGCGGUCUAUCCACAGAGCAGAUCUUAACAUUGGAUGACACGGCGAUCCAAGAUUCUCUACAGCAACUAAUGGACGGUCACCGCUCCUGGCGCACACUACUCACACAUGGCGAGGCGGACUGGCAGCGUUUCGACGACGAGAAGACAAGUCGAGAGACAGUUGCCGGUUUGUUCUUUUCCAGCGGAACGACAGGUCUGCCUAAGUUGACUAAACUGUCGCAUUACAAUCUCAUAGCACAACAUAUGCUAAUCUUUGAGGCGAAUCCGCGGCCAUAUAUCCUUAAGCGCUUGAUCGCGCUGCCGAUGUUUCAUGCUGCUACGGCGCCGUCGACGCAUAUUUCGCCAUUGCGGGCUGGACACCAACAGGUCGUUAUGCGGCGGUAUGAACCGAAACUGUUUCUUGAAAUGGUAGAGAAGCAUCAGAUUACAGACUUGACACUUGUGCCGCCCCAAGUAACGAGUAUGCUAGCACUCCCCUUGUCGGGAGAUGAGAAAAGGAGGAUGUUGGCAAGUGUGCGGUGGGGGCUUGGCGGGGCAGCGUAUUUGGAUGCUACGACACAGAAGCGCUUUCAGAACUUACUUCCGCCGGGGAGUCCGUUUACACAGAUCUGGGGCAUGACGGAGGUGAGUUGCUUCGGAUCGAUCUUUCCUUGGCCUGAGGAGGAUAGCACAGGGAGUGUGGGGAAAUUUGUGCCGAACUUGGAUGUCAAAUUGUUGGAUGAUGAGGGCAGGGAUAUCACAGCUUAUGAUGUGAGAGGUGAGCUGGCGGUUAGAGGGCCGACUGUUACAAGUGGGUAUGUGGGUGUGGCGCGAGAACGGGAUUUUGACGAAGAGGGUUACUUCAGGACUGGGGAUGUGCUUUAUUGUAACGGCAAGACCAAGUUGUGGUAUAUGGUUGAUCGGAAGAAAGAGCUUAUCAAGGUCCGAGGCUUCCAGGUUGCGCCGGCGGAGCUCGAAGGCGUGCUGUUGGAAUGUCCUGGAGUAGCAGAUGUCGCGGUUAUCGGAGUCAACACGGGUGAUGGUAACGAGGAGGUACCGAGAGCAUAUGUUGUUAGAAAGGAAGGUGAGGAAGUGGUUGAAGCCCAAGUCAAGCGUUGGGUCGAGGCUAGACUGGCAAAGUACAAAAGGCUUGAUGGCGGCGUCAUUUUCGUGACAAGUAUACCAAAGAGUCCAAGUGGCAAGAUCUUGAAGAGAAUCUUGAAAGAGAAGGCGAAAAGGGAAGAGAUCCAUGCGAAGUUAUGA
Molecule: messenger RNA, 1647 nt
Organism: Alternaria atra
Lineage: Eukaryota; Fungi; Ascomycota; Dothideomycetes; Pleosporales; Pleosporaceae
Exons: 3
Coding region: 1-1647 (548 amino acids)
Biological process (GO): secondary metabolic process
Molecular function (GO): CoA-ligase activity
Source: RefSeq, a predicted model, not a curated record